AUGUCUCAUUCUCUAGCUGGCGAUCACGAUCCAAACACAUCGCCUACCUCCAAUCCGCACCCGACCACGUACCCGCAAUUCUUCCUCUUCGGCGACAGCAUCACUCAAUUCUCCUCCCAGGUCCUCUUUGCUUCCCUAGCCGAGUGGUACUCCCGCCGUCUCGAUGUCCUCAAUCGAGGCUUCAGCGGCUACACGGCUCCAAUGGGCUAUGACGUCCUGCGGCAGUUUUUUCCCUCAGACACCGCUCCGUCCCCGACCACGCCGAGAGUACAGUUGAUGACCAUCUUCUUUGGUGCAAAUGAUGCCUGCCUCCCAGGCCAUCCCCAACAUGUUCCUCUUGCCAACUAUCGACAAGCCCUGAAAUCCAUAAUAACCUCCCCGGGCGUCGAGCUGCACCAAACCAAAUGUCUCCUUAUCACUCCACCGCCCGUGGACGAAUGGCAAUUAGGCUCUACCGAGAGAACGGCAGAACACACAGCGACGUAUGCAUCCGCGUGUCGAGAGGUAGGGAAAGAAAUGAGCAUCCCAGUCCUGGACUUGUGGACAAUAUUUAUGAGCAAGGCAGGAUGGAAGGAGGGUUCAACGGGAGCACUAGUAGGAAGCAAAGAUGCGCCCAGGAAUGAGGUCUUGGGAAAGUUAUUGAACGAUGGACUGCAUCUCACUACGAAGGGCUACGAAUUGAUGUACGAAGAAUUGGUGCAAGUGAUACAACAGAAGUUGCCGGAUCAGCUACCGGAGAGACUGCCCAUGAUAUUCCCGGAUUGGAAGGACAAGCUGGGAGUUCUAGGGUGA
This is a messenger RNA of Cladophialophora psammophila CBS 110553, 792 nucleotides long. RefSeq lists its product as uncharacterized. The transcript has a single exon. NCBI's taxonomy places the organism in Eukaryota, Fungi, Ascomycota, Eurotiomycetes, Chaetothyriales, Herpotrichiellaceae. Bases 1 to 792 code for a protein of 263 amino acids. The record is from RefSeq and is a predicted model, not a curated record.